AGAGAGGCUGAGAGUCAGGGAGAGAGAGGCAGCAGAAUUGAUCCAGUUAGAACGAAAAGAAACGGGUAUUUUAGUUUAGAGAAAUGGACAACUAGAAACAGAGAUGUGUCUGUAGAUGUGUGACAGGUUUAGGCCUUUGAAAAAUGGAAUUUCGUUGUGAGAAAAAGAAAACAUUCAAGGGUGUUGGAUUACUUUGAGCUUCAUAAUAACGUUCAGGUGGCGAAGGAUAAUCGUAACACACUACAGAAGGAUCAAACGUAUCUGUGGAUGGAGGGGUCUGGCAGUCCUCGCUUCAGAAAGCUUCAUUUCCCCGUGGGUCUGUGGAUCAACUCGCCCAGGAAACACUUUGCCAAGCUAGGUGGUCGCUGGCCCAGUGCUAUCUCUGUCAAGUCGACCACCAGCUCUGACGCAGCCUCCCUCCACGAGGCCCCCUUUGCUCCUUCCUCUUCCCUUUCUAACUCCACCCCCUCGCUGGCUUCCCCUACCCCAUCUCCGUCUCCCUCCCCGGCCUUUCUCAGGCCACGGCCCGCUGGGCCCCAGUCUCGCACAAAGCGCCUUUCCCAUCUCUUUCUGCGGGGGCGCUCCAACAGUGACCGGGACCGGGCUGUGGGGGAGAGGGAGAGAGAAGUUUGGGCACAUUCAGCUGCCCCCUCCUCCCACCACUACUUGCCCCCUGCCUCCUCCUCUGCCCCAGGUCUGAUCAAGAUCUAUGGGGAUGCCCUGUCCAGUGGAGCCAACUAUCGCUCCCUGCUGGCCAACAUCCACUCUACAGCCAGGCAGCUCAUCGCCCAGGUCAUCACUCGCUACACUGAGAGAGAGAGGGAGGAAACAGAUGAUGCAGUCCUCCAGAAACACAGCCCCGAGGACUUCCUAUUGUGUGAUGUCAUUGGAAAGCCCAUCCAGCAGCCAGAUGGAGCUAUCAAAUGGGAGACAGAAUGCCGGAGAAGUGUUGCCCCAUGGGAAUGUCCCCUGUUGUUAGUGGACAUGUGGCGGCCUAAGGACGGUUUUGAGCGGCGCUUUGAAAUCCAAAGGAAGGAAGACUAUGAGAGAGAAGAGCAAGAGAGAGAGAAGGAGCGUGAGAGGGAGGGAGAGAGCUACCAAGGUGUGCGCUGGCGGCGGAGUAGGAUGUCAUCAGGGGGCGGACCAGAGGAGAGUGAGCGUGGUCACCGUGGGAGGAACACGGAGCUCAGGAGGAGCAUCAGUGACAUGAACCUGAGUCUGCGCCGCCGCCAAGGCAACCAUGUCAACAGUGACCUACGUGGCUCUGGCAACCAGCCCAAUAACAAUGGGGGAUUGCCGGACAGGAAAAACAUUGUGAGCAUGAUUGGCCCACAGCCAGGAGAGAUUAGGGCAUCAAAAGUUCAAGCAAAGGUUGGUUGGACGAACCAGCCAGCGGAGGAUGAGAAAGAUUACUCCAGUUGCGAUCUGGAAGUGAUGUCACAAAGUUUGAUCCUUCCACCCACAGACAGGCCCUACUUCCUGUUGCUACAGGGUUAUGAUCAGAGCAAGGAUUUUGUUUUGUACAUCAUGGCGGGACUUACGCAUGUGUUUGGAAGAAAGCCCACAAUGAGAGAGAGAGAGAAGGAUAGAGAGAGGGAGAGGAAGGGGAAGAGGCCUUUGAAGGUGGACACAUUCCUCUCUGCCCCUGACCUUUUGGCUAGACAUUUACUUGUGAGGAGAGACUCAGCUGUUCCUGAGACGCCCACCGGACAAGCUUUGAUGCGACCCUUCAGGGGAGGUGCAGUUACACUCAACGGAAUGGCCCUUUAUAGGGAGGCCGUCCUAAAGCCCGGGGAUGUGAUUGGUCUUGGGCACCACUUCCUUUUCCUAUACCGUGACCCCCGUGUCACCCCAGCUCCACCGCUGGCUCUGACCCUGCCAUGGCAGGCUGAUGCCUCCACCACCUGCUGCCCCUCAGGGCUGGUGGACAGGCAGGAAGCGCUCAGGCAAUACCUGGGAUCAACUGAGGCAGUUUUGAAAUUCCAUCCUCGUCAUGCAGACCCCUUGUUACAGGAGAUAAUCUCCAAAAAUUCGUCUCCAGACUCUGGUGGUGGGCCUUUGGCUCCUGCCUAUCUCCUGUCAAUUAUGAUAGAUCAUGCCUCUAAACACCUGGACCCUGCUCUCACACCACAGAUAUUACUCAAGUCUGCCAAUCUAAUCAAAGAAAUUGUCUGGGAUAACAUUAAGGAAUUUGGGGAUAAGCAUCCCACGCAAAAUUCGACAGAGCAAGAGGGUGAGAUAAGCACACCCAAUGUUCAGAAACUGUCAUCUGACCUUCGACCCCUGAUGUUCUGGAUGUCAAAUGCCACAGAGCUCCUUAACUUCUUCCAGGUCAGAGUUGAAACCAUGGAGAAAGAGUGGGAAUUUGAAGCGCCCGGGGACCCAGUUUUGACAGCUGACAUGGACACCUGCUCAGAAGCUUUGGCACAGCUGGAUGACGUCAUCAUGCACACUUUCCAACAGUGUGUGUAUCACCUCACCAAGACCCUGUAUUCACUACUUCCUGCUCUCCUGGACACCAACCCAUUCUCCAGAGAGGAGAAAGAUAAAGAGAAGGGUGGACCUGGAGGUGCAGAGGGAGAAGAGAAGAGGGGAGAGGAAGGGGAGAUGGAUGACGUGUCUGCCUUACCGCCUAAGGUUGCGGGGCUGGUGGAAGUGUAUCGCUGUUCCCUCAUGCUGUCGCGGGAAGCAUGUCUGUCGCCGCCUCUCACGUCCCAGACCUUUGGCUACCUCUUCUUCUUCACCAACACCUCCCUGCUCAAUACCUUGCUGGAGAGAGAUGGAUUGUUCUCCUGGUCCAGAGCGGUCCAGAUUAGAACAAACUUGGACCUGGUCCUGGAUUGGUUACAGGGGGCGGGAUUGGGAGACAUUGCCUCUGAGUUCAUGAAGAAACUGUCAAUCACAGUCAACUUCCUGUGUAUUCCCAAGACUCGCCUGAUCCAGUCAUCCUGGACCAGUCUCCUGGAGGACCAUGUCUUGUUAAGCUCCGCCCAGCUGCACCACCUGCUCACUCACUACAAGCUCGGACCAACCAGAGCGCCCCCAGCAUUGUGGGCCCCUCCGCCAGGCACAGAGCUGAGUGGAGAUAUCUUUGAGAGCUUCCUGGACCAUCCGCCUCUAAUCCUGCCAAACGAGACUCCACGCCUUGACCUCUCCCAGCCAAUCCCAAGCCCUGAACUCCAAAAGGAAGUGACACGUCUCCGCACCUUCUUGUGGGGACUCGACCAGGAUGAGCUCCCUGCCAAUCAGAGGACUCGGCUUUGAGGAAGCCCAUAUUUGUCUCCUUAUGGAUGUCUCAUAGAGGAAAGAACGAUGUGACAAGGAAAGGCCAACUGUAAAACCACAUAACAUUCAAUAACUGGAAAAGGUUUCUUCGUUUUGGUGCUUUGAGUGUUUUUUCAUGACAUUUGCAUAUGAGUUCAUUUAUUCACUUAGAUAUUUUCAACUUAGACACAUGUACUGAAUUUGAUGUUAGUUAAUUUUAAAGCAGGGAGUGAAAUCCCUUUAUCUGUAGGGAUACGUAGUGUUAUUCUUUACAUGACUGUUUGACUUGGCUUCAAUGUAUGUUUUUAAAGUACUUGUUUUUAAUAAAAUACAGAAUUCUACUCUAAAGGAA
Scophthalmus maximus (turbot) is the source of this 3616-nucleotide messenger RNA. It is a transcript of the gene rasip1, whose product is annotated as Ras interacting protein 1. Gene Ontology annotation, molecular function: GTPase binding. The record is from RefSeq and is a predicted model, not a curated record. Lineage: Eukaryota; Metazoa; Chordata; Actinopteri; Pleuronectiformes; Scophthalmidae. Gene Ontology annotation, biological process: negative regulation of Rho protein signal transduction; angiogenesis; regulation of GTPase activity. The coding region runs from base 268 to 3264 and encodes 998 amino acids. Gene Ontology annotation, cellular component: cell-cell junction. The transcript is spliced from 16 exons.